UUGGCCAGUGCCUGCAGCAGCUCGGCACCUCCCCGCCUCUCUAAAGGACAUUAUAAUGCAGGGGGACCCCCUUUUUAAGCACAAACCGAAUUUCCCUUCAUUUAGCUCAUCUAUAUCUAUCUAUGUCAUUUUGUUUUUCUACUGAAUCGUUAAACAGCCGGCAGGAUUUGGGGGGGACAGGCUUUCGCCCUGGAGAGGUGCGCGAUGUUGUCUCACGCCGACCUCCUGGACGCCCGGAUCGGAAUGAAGGACGCGGCUGAGCUGCUGGGGCACCGAGAGGCGAUUAAAUGCCGUCUUGGGGUCGGAGGUCCGGACACUGUGCACCCCGGGGAUCUGAGCAGCAAUGCCGACCAAGUGGAAGGUGCGACCCUACUGCACGGGGAGGACAUCACCACAAUGGGCUCCAAUCAGUCCUCUCUGGCGGUCAGCUCCAAAGACCCAGACAAACAGCAACAACAGCCGAACCCCAACCAGUCAGGCCAACAGCAGGGACAGCAGCAGAGCCAGAAACAGAAGCGACAUCGGACCCGAUUCACCCCGGCCCAACUCAACGAACUGGAGAGGAGCUUCGCCAAAACCCACUAUCCAGAUAUAUUCAUGAGGGAAGAGCUGGCCUUACGGGUCGGCCUCACUGAAUCCAGAGUCCAGGUCUGGUUCCAGAACAGACGCGCCAAGUGGAAGAAGCGCAAGAAGACCACCAAUGUGUUCCGCGCCCCCGGGACCCUCCUGCCGACCCCAGGACUGCACCAGUUUCCAUCAGCUGCGGCCGCGGCAGCAGCAGCGAUGGGCGACAGUCUGUGCUCCUUCCACGCUAACGAUACCCGCUGGGCUACAGCCGGUAUGGGGGUGUCUCAACUCCCGCUCCCUCCUUCUCUGGGCAGGCAGCAGGCCAUGGCGCAGUCGCUGUCCCAGUGCAGCUUAGCGGCGGGCCCCCCUCCCGGCUCCAUGGGUUUGUCAAACAUGGGUUCCAAUGGCUCGGGGCUGCAGUCGCAUCUCUACCAGUCCGCCUUUCCCGGCAUGGUGUCCAGCUCAUUGCAGGGUCCAAGCAACAUGUCGGGGUCCCCCCAGCUGUGCAGCUCCCCGGACGGCAGUGAUGUUUGGAGGGGGUCUAGCAUUGCCUCCUUGCGCCGCAAAGCACUUGAGCACACAGUGUCUAUGAGCUUUACUUAAUAUUUCCCUCCCUUGCCAUCAACCAUUCUCAUGCUCACCCCUUAACGCCCGAGCCCCCUCUGUCUGCUGGGUAAUGGAAGAGUCUGUAAGGUUAAAGGGUGGUUCACCUUUAAGGUCACUUUUAGUAUGUUAUAGAAUUGACAAUUCUAAGCAAAUUUAGUUCAA
Molecule: messenger RNA, 1335 nt
Organism: Xenopus laevis (African clawed frog)
Lineage: Eukaryota; Metazoa; Chordata; Amphibia; Anura; Pipidae
Gene: otp.S
Product: orthopedia homeobox S homeolog
Exons: 3
Coding region: 205-1170 (321 amino acids)
Biological process (GO): regulation of transcription by RNA polymerase II; neuron differentiation; regulation of DNA-templated transcription
Cellular component (GO): nucleus
Molecular function (GO): DNA binding; DNA-binding transcription factor activity, RNA polymerase II-specific
Source: RefSeq, a predicted model, not a curated record